Molecule: messenger RNA, 1574 nt
Organism: Oryza sativa Japonica Group (Japanese rice)
Lineage: Eukaryota; Viridiplantae; Streptophyta; Magnoliopsida; Poales; Poaceae
Product: U-box domain-containing protein 7
Molecular function (GO): protein binding
Source: RefSeq, a predicted model, not a curated record
CAAAGCCCCAAAACCCCCCGCGACCCCAACCCCCAAGUGCUCUCCACGUCGCCCGGAACCACGCAAAUCCCACACACUUUUCCCCCAAAAACCACCGUACGCCGAGGCCCCCCCAACCCAACCCAACCCCGCGCCUUUGCCGCGAAAAAAACGUUAACCCACCUCGCGUCUCACGGCUGCGUCGUCUCGUCUCGUCUCGUAGCGCGCAGCUGCACAUGCACCGGAGGCUGGCCGCGUACGAUCGAUCGGCAUGGAGGCAGCGGGCGAUGAUGCCGCGGCGGCGGUGAGGAUGAGGGCGGCGGUGAAGCGGCUCAGCUUCGGGACGGCGGAGGAGAGGGCGGAGGCCGCGGGGGAGGUCGGGAGGCUGGCGCGCUCGGACGAGGGGAGGAAGCGGCUGCUCCCCGAGCUCGGCGUCGUGCCGCCGCUCGUCUCGAUGCUCGCCGACGCCAGGGGAGGUGGUGCCGGCGCGAGGAUGGCCGCGGCGGGGGCGCUGCUUGAGCUCGCCAGGGGAGCACACAGAAACAAGGUGCACAUUGUGCAGGCCGGUCUUCUGAAGAAGCUGCCAUUGCUCAUGGACGACAAGGACAUGUCAAGAAGCCAGGAGCUCGCGCUCCUCCUCCUCUCCAUCUCCUCCCUGGCCAACACCGACUUCCCCCUCGCCUCCUCCGAGCUCCUCCCGUUCCUCGUCGCCGUCCUCAGCGCCGACGACGCGCCGGCCGACACGAAGCUGCCGUGCCUGGGCGCGCUCCACAACCUCUCGGCCAAGCUCGAGCACGUCCGCGACGUGGCGUCGAGCGGCGCGGUGCGCGCGCUCCUGGCGCUCUCCCUGGACCGGAAGACGUCGGAGGCGGCGCUGUCCGUCCUCGGCGACCUGGCGGCGACCGCGGCGGGGAGGGAGGAGAUGGAGGAGGACGAGGCGGCGCCGAGGGCGCUCGUGGAGGCCAUGACGUGGCACGACGCUCCGCGGUGCCAGGAGCACGCCGCGUACCUCGCCAUGGUGCUCGCGCACGGCAGCCGGCUGCAGCGGCGGCGGAUGCGCCGGUUCGGCGUCGUGCAGGCGCUCCUCGAGGUGUCCCUCCUCGGGAGCCCCCUGGCGCAGAGGAGGGCGGCCAAGAUCCUGCAGUGGUUCAAGGAGGAAGGGCAGGACAGGAUCAGGGCGCACUCCGGCCCUCGCAUGGAGGGCGCGUCGUCGGCGUCGUGCGACGACGGCGGCGAGGGGGCCAAGGAUCGCCGGAACGCCGUGGACAGGAUAGUGAAGCAGAGCCUCGACAGGAACAUGAAGUCCAUAUUGCGCAGAGCCACGGCGUCCGUGGACCUGACCAGUGUGAAGCUGCUGGUUGGAAGCUCUAGCUCCAAGAGCUUGCCCUGCGAGACUCUCCAUCCAUGACUCAUGACUCCGUGAGCAAAUGUUCAGUUUUCUCUUUUCAGCUGUGCUCUUGCUCAAAUGCAGUUUGUCUGAUCUGUGUGAUCUCUGUAGUUCUGUCUUCAGAAAUUAGAGCACAAGAGUGGGAGUCACCUGUAGUCUUUCUUGUACAUGAACACAAUUCAUGAAAGUAACUGUUGUUAAUACUUCA